UUUCCUUUUAAACAGGCAUGGAGAUGAAAGCUGACGAUAUUUCAGUUUCCCACACUAUGAGAGAACAGAAUCGUCUAGCACAGAAUAGAGCCGUAUUAAUAUUGGUUAUAAAAGGGGGAUUGAGUCUGGGUGUGAGAUUUUAAUCUCUUGAAAAGCGCUUUUUGUUUAAGAAGGGGCGGUGUUUUUCGUCUGCGCUCGUCCGGAGGAAAGAAAACGUUUCCAUUUGGGGGAGAGAGCUCAGGAUUCAUGCAAAGUCGGGAAAUCAGUCGACUGGAUGCGAGAAGCUGCUUUUACAAAAGGAGAAUUGAGCAUAGAUUGAAGUAUCCAAACUCGCAUUCCUGAGGAAAUUUAUCCAUUUUCCUCUUUAAUAUACCGGAGAUGUGGCGGCGUAUCCGGAGCUAUCCAUGAGCCCAGGCAGCGAGGGAGAAGGACCAGGAGGUCGGUUUACUGUUGACCGGCGGGAUGGAACAACAUGAGGCUUAUAGUGACUUUUAAAUAUCCCGACCCCCUUAAAGAAAAAUGUGACACAGAGGCACGAAACUCGUCGAACCCGAACCUGUGUCCACAACAUGGAUAAACUCACUGUGAUAUCGGCAUGUCUCUUCCUCGCUGCAGACAUUUUCGCCAUUGCCAGCAUCGCCAACUCGGACUGGAUCAACACUGGAGAAUCAGCUGGCUCUCAGACAAUGGGUCUAGUCCGGCAGUGCCAGACCAUCCACGGCCGAGAUCGGACCUGCAUCCCCCCACAGCUUCCCCGCGAGUGGAUCACCACACUCUUCUUCAUCAUCUUGGGGAUCAUCUCCCUCACUGUUACCUGUGGGCUGCUGGUGAUGUCACACUGGCAUGAAGAGGCUACUCGCUAUGCCCGAUGGAUCGCCUUUACAGGGAUGGUCCUGUUUUGCAUGGCUGCUCUUGUAUUCCCAAUGGGCUUCUACAUCAGUGAGGUUGGAGGGCAGCCAUAUAAGCUGCCCAACAGCACAAUGGUGGGCUCCUCCUAUGUGCUCUUCAUACUGUCCAUAUUCUUCACCAUUGUGGGGCUGCUGUUUGCCGGGAAGGUGUGUUUGCCAGGCUGAGAUAUACCCCCUGUUUUUGAAUACUUGGAAAAACACCAACAUGUGAGAGGAAUUUUUUUAGAACAGACUCCGCCAUGGCAGAAGUACAGCAGGACUGUUGGUGGACAGAUUGCAACUGCAUCUAAGACAGAGGGGUGUCAAGAAUAUCAAGUCUUUAAAUGGGCCUUAAGAAUUACCCAGCCAUAACUGCAAGAAUUAAGCCACAACUGGCUCUUCUCUUUCAAGUCAUCAUCCAUCAUCGAUCAGACUUACCUGGAAGAGCUAAAUACUGGCCAGUCAUCUCCAGUAUGACAGAGGGUCUCCCCUGACCUCUGUUACAUGGAACUUCCUGUAAUAUAUACAAUAAAGUUUAGUUUCUUGACACCUUCUGUUUAUUUAUUUGUCCUGCUUUGAUGUUUGUAAAUAUUCUUUCACGGACCUUCCCUACAAUGUGUGGUGGAUCACUUGGCCUUAAAGAUCUGUUUUCAGAUUGCUUGUUCAGUUUAAUGUCAUGUUAUCAGUUUCAGUUCAGUUGCAUGAAACUGUUUAGCUUAAAAGACUGGCGUGACAAGUGGAUCGUAGGGCUUUAAUCCAUGGAUGCAACCGAGGCAGGAGUCUCUAAGCUGGUGAGUGCUGGUUAACACUCAAGUAA
Messenger RNA from Melanotaenia boesemani (Boeseman's rainbowfish), 1704 nucleotides. RefSeq lists its product as uncharacterized. Gene Ontology annotation, cellular component: ciliary membrane; Golgi apparatus. The coding region runs from base 570 to 1073 and encodes 167 amino acids. Gene Ontology annotation, biological process: negative regulation of smoothened signaling pathway. Lineage: Eukaryota; Metazoa; Chordata; Actinopteri; Atheriniformes; Melanotaeniidae. The record is from RefSeq and is a predicted model, not a curated record. The transcript has 3 exons.